This is a messenger RNA of Phytomonas sp. Hart1, 1716 nucleotides long. The record is from the annotation of a GenBank genome assembly. NCBI's taxonomy places the organism in Eukaryota, Euglenozoa, Kinetoplastea, Trypanosomatida, Trypanosomatidae.
AUGGAUCAUUACUUUUCUAUUAUCCAGAAUGUUUUAUCGCCCUCGCCUGGCCAGCUACUUAGCCUCAAACGCACUUAUCUUCGAGGAAGUUCCAGGGCUCAUGUCGCGUGGGUAACAUCCGAUCCCACAAUGAAAAUGGGAACCUCGGUUAGUUUGCUGGGAAACGACAAUCAGGGUGGUACUGAGUCGGGUAUUGACAACGCAACUGGAGGCCCUGCAGAACGGGAAGGAGGGCGAAGCGACGCCAAAGCACCAGUGCGUUUGUCGACUUACGAUCUGGCGUGUCUUCUUACCGUGGAUGGUGAAACUGGCAAGAGGACAGCCUGGCAUUACCCUGCGAAUCGCGAUGAGAACAAUGACCCAGCGUCGUGUCGUAAGAAAUGCUCAGCGAGCUCUCAAUGUUUUCUGAGUUCUGUGAUCCCGUCCGAUCGAAGGAUUACAGCGAUACUACUUGAUGCUUAUGAUAGUGUUUCCUUCGAAAAGGCUGAUAUCCCUGGUAUGAUGCCGUCGGUUUGGGUGAGCGAUGAGUUGGGGAACAUCUACAAACUUCAGUGCUCGGGCCUUGCCUCUUCGACUGAGAGUAUCAGCGCGGUGGACGGGGUUGACGCAUUGACGCCGUCGAUCUCAUCCGGGAAAAAACGAUCCCGACCAAUCGACCUUGGCAAUCACCCCGAACGACGCCCCAGGGGUCCCCGUGCGGGGGCCUUCUCUCGCUCCCCCCUCCGCGAUGAUUUGGGCCCCCUCCAAACGACAUGGGAGUCGGUCGUCCCGUCCAGGUCCGUCCUGACCUCGAUGGCCUAUCCCCCGGACGACGGGGCCGAGGGCGGGUGGGUGCGGUCGCUUUUGGGCGUCUCGCGCGGGUCUGGCGGAUGGACGGGCCUCGCCUGGGCCUCCCCCGGCCCCGGGACCCGUUUUUUAUUCUCCGCGCGCGAGGGCUUUUCGGACCUGCGUUUGGUGGACCCCACCGCGCGGACGGUGGUGAGAACCUACGGCACCACCCACGCCCCCACCGGCAUGUUCGUCCCCGGCGGAUCCCCGGCGGACGCGGCCGGCUCGGGCGCGAAUUCGAUCUUGGCGAAUACCGUUCUCAUCACAGAGGGGAGUCUCGCCACCCUCUUUGAUGUGCGCUGCCCCGGGGUGGUCAUGAACCUCACCACACCGAUGUUCGACCCCAGUUGGCAUGAAGGGCAGCCGCAAUCAGCGUCGAAGGUGGGCAACGGCGGAUGCCCUCAGGCGGACGCGGGCUCAUCGCCCUCACUGGUGGCGAGCCGCCUGAGCAAGGCCACGGGGACCAUCAGAGAUGCCUGCGGCACCGCCAACCCGUUUGAAGUCGCGCUCUGCAUUGACCGCGCGUUGUGUGUGUACGACUUUCGCAACUUCACACGUCAUCAGACCUCGUUGAAUGUGCUCAAAUACGACAUCGCGAGCAUCACGUCGCUGGCGGGUGGAUGGGCAGUCGCGUGCGCCGGCAUCGAUGCGGAGGUUCGCAUUAUUCCCCUCUCUUCAAAGCACACCUUGGCCACUGACCACCCCACGACAAACAAAACAAAGGGAGAAGACACUGAGGAUUCCCCAAAAGGAACAUUUCGGACGCGGCUUAACUCUGCCACGACGUGCGAAACGACAUGGCAGGGUGGUUGGGUGACUUCAUGUAAUCACGCCGGCGGGGCGGCUGUAGGGGUAUCCAUGAACAGUGAAGUAUUCAUCGCACAGUGA